Molecule: messenger RNA, 1514 nt
Organism: Octodon degus (degu)
Lineage: Eukaryota; Metazoa; Chordata; Mammalia; Rodentia; Octodontidae
Gene: Cops2
Product: COP9 signalosome subunit 2
Exons: 13
Coding region: 90-1442 (450 amino acids)
Biological process (GO): protein deneddylation
Cellular component (GO): COP9 signalosome
Molecular function (GO): protein binding
Source: RefSeq, a predicted model, not a curated record
GAGAAGCCGGGAGCGACGCCUCCGAGCCGCGGAGCAUUGUGGGAGGAGGUUGACUCCGAUUUCCCCUUCCCCUCCCCCUCCCGGCCAAGAUGUCUGACAUGGAGGAUGAUUUCAUGUGCGAUGAUGAGGAGGACUACGACCUGGAGUACUCUGAAGACAGUAAUUCUGAGCCAAAUGUGGAUUUGGAAAAUCAGUACUAUAAUUCCAAAGCAUUAAAAGAAGAUGACCCAAAAGCAGCUUUAAGCAGCUUCCAAAAAGUUUUAGAACUUGAAGGUGAAAAAGGAGAGUGGGGGUUUAAAGCACUGAAACAAAUGAUUAAGAUUAACUUCAAGUUGACCAACUUUCCGGAAAUGAUGAAUAGAUAUAAGCAACUCUUAACCUAUAUUCGGAGUGCAGUGACAAGAAAUUAUUCUGAAAAGUCCAUCAAUUCUAUUCUUGAUUAUAUCUCUACUUCUAAACAGAAUUCUGAUUUUUUAUGUCAGAUGGAUUUACUGCAGGAAUUUUAUGAAACAACACUGGAAGCUUUGAAAGAUGCUAAGAAUGAUAGGCUGUGGUUUAAGACAAACACAAAGCUUGGAAAAUUAUAUUUAGAACGCGAAGAAUAUGGAAAACUUCAAAAAAUAUUACGCCAGUUACAUCAGUCCUGCCAGACUGAUGAUGGAGAAGAUGACCUGAAAAAAGGUACACAGUUAUUAGAAAUAUAUGCCUUGGAAAUUCAAAUGUACACGGCGCAGAAAAAUAACAAAAAACUGAAAGCACUGUAUGAGCAGUCGCUUCACAUCAAGUCUGCCAUCCCUCACCCGCUGAUCAUGGGUGUCAUCAGAGAAUGUGGUGGUAAGAUGCACUUGAGAGAAGGUGAAUUUGAAAAGGCACACACAGAUUUUUUUGAAGCCUUCAAGAAUUAUGAUGAAUCGGGAAGUCCAAGACGAACUACUUGUUUAAAAUACUUGGUCUUAGCAAACAUGCUAAUGAAGUCGGGGAUAAAUCCAUUUGACUCACAGGAGGCUAAGCCGUACAAAAAUGAUCCAGAAAUUCUAGCAAUGACAAAUUUAGUAAGUGCCUAUCAGAAUAAUGACAUCACUGAAUUUGAAAAGAUUCUGAAAACGAAUCACAGCAACAUUAUGGAUGAUCCUUUCAUAAGAGAACACAUUGAAGAACUUUUACGAAACAUCAGAACACAAGUGCUUAUAAAGUUAAUUAAGCCUUACACAAGAAUACAUAUCCCUUUUAUUUCUAAGGAGUUAAACAUAGAUGUAGCUGACGUGGAAAGCUUGCUGGUGCAGUGCAUAUUGGACAACACCAUCCAUGGCCGAAUUGAUCAAGUCAACCAGCUCCUUGAACUGGAUCAUCAGAAGAGAGGUGGCGCCCGUUACACUGCACUAGAUAAAUGGACCAACCAGCUAAACUCUCUCAACCAGGCUGUGGUCAGCAAGCUGGCCUAAUGAGAGCAAGCCCACACAGACCUGCUGAGUGCCGAGUUGUAAUCCUUAAGAGAACUGGGAAUGGCAAAACUA